AUGCCCACAGGUAGGCCCUAUUCCGGGGACCCGCGGGACCCGGGGACGAGCGGAGAGCUCCGCUUCUGCUUAUGCAAAUGUGUGCGUACAGAGUCUCCUCUGGACCGGCUGGUUCCAUGCGUUCUGCCCCUGACUCUGCUGGUCCACCUGUGCCUGGCAGCACCUGGGCUUCCUGGGUCACAACGAGAGGAAUCAUUAGAUGCCCACCCCCCAUCUGCAGCAUUUCCCAAUCCCUUUGGCACUGGAGAAGAAGAGCGCAGGAUGUUACACAGUUACAUUCAAAUCAGUCUAAAGAACCAAGGAGAACCAGAGCUCAGUUCCUGGGAACAAGAAGUGUUCUUCCUCUUUCGUAUGUAUGACUUUGAUCGCAGUGGCUUCUUGGAUGGAUUGGAAAUGAUGAAGCUUCUCUCUGACUAUAACUUCCAUCAUGCACCUGAAAAAGUGGCCAAUGAGCUGGUGGUGUCCAUGGUAGAUUUCCUACUCCAGACUCGGGACCUAAACCAGGACGGACUUCUAGAUCCGUCUGAGUUACUCACUAACACACAGGGGCAGGCGAUGGCGGGGGGUGAAGCCCUAUCAAACACCAUUCCUGAGGAGGACAGGGCAGGAGCAGUGGAGCACAGAGAGGAGGAGGCUCUGCAAGAGAUUCAGCAAAAUGAGGAGAAACACCUUCAACAGGAAUUAAAAACGGGACAGGAAGAAGCCACACCGCACAUAGAUGAACAUAAUGCCCAACAAAUCCUAGAAACCCCAGCAGAAGAACAGCAGGAGCCAGGCCAUAUAGUGCCUGUGCAUCAGGGACAACCAGAAAUGUAAAUAUACACACACACUUGAGAUAGCACCACUCUGUCACUCUGGCUUCAUGUGUGUAGCCUUCGAAAAAAGGGACAGUUGAGUUUCUUAGUACAGCCUGUGAGAUACAUCUGAAACCUGAGUAUCUUCUACUUUCAACCCAAGACUGUGAGAGGUUGUUUCUGUUCAAAGUACCCCUGGCCACUACUUUAAGAAGGCAAUAAUUCCUGGUAGAUGUUCAAGGGAAAAGGGUAUAGUAAAAGCCAUCAGUAGUAGAACCUUUUAUUAUGUAGUUGCUUCAUUUUUAUUUUAAAAAUUAUUUGUCGCACUUUAAAUGUAAACUAUACGUGUCAACUAUUUAUAUUUGACAAAGAGGGGGUCUGGCUCAGACUUAGACUUAGUGUGGUUAUUUUUAACUGCUUUGUUUUAACUUGUAAAAACUAGUCUUAUAAAUGUCCCCUUCUUUAAAAGGUGCUCUUUGAUUGACAUACUGAUGGGUUGGGUUGUCUCUCCCUACUCUUAUCUUAUUAUUUGCAUUUAGCUUUUAUGCUUGAGGAUUUCCACACGACUCUUGCUGAUUUUACGAUGAUUCGAUUUUCUGUCAGCUCAGUGAAGCUUCUCUGUUAAAACAUAUUGUCAGCGUGCCAUACAGAUGUCUUCCAACAUGAUGAGAUACUAUGACAGUGACUUUGUUUUGUUGUGUAAAAUCAGAAAGAAACAGCAUUUUACAACUACAUAAUUCAGUACUUUUAUUUUGAUCCUUUGAGUUAUGUUAAGGCACGCCAAUGGAAAAUAAAGCAUUUAUCAUUUUUUGGUCAUUAGUUUACUUGAAUCUUUAUAAAUGAUUGAGGCAUUUAAUUUGUUGGAAUAUUUUUUAAUUGCUAUGUAUUUGUAAAGCUUGAAAAAAAUAAAGCAAUCAUUUCUUCACCUU
Molecule: messenger RNA, 1723 nt
Organism: Menidia menidia (Atlantic silverside)
Lineage: Eukaryota; Metazoa; Chordata; Actinopteri; Atheriniformes; Atherinopsidae
Source: the annotation of a GenBank genome assembly